AUGCAUAUGUUUGCUAGAACCUUCAAUAAAAACCUCGUCAAGAGAGUUUCACAAGUUAGAUACUUGUCUAUUCACGAGUUCAGAUCUGCCACUUUGUUGAGACAAUAUGGCGUCGGUACUCCAAAGGGUAUUGCUGCUUUCACUCCAGAAGAGGCAUAUCAGGCUGCCAAGAAGUUGGGUACUGAUGAUUUGGUCAUCAAGGCUCAAGCUUUGACUGGUGGUAGAGGUAAAGGUCACUUUGAUACAGGUUACAAGUCUGGUGUGCAUUUGAUUAAUGGUGCUAAAGAAGCCAAAGAAGUGGCUGAGCAGAUGUUGCACCACAAUUUGAUUACCAAGCAGUCCGGUCCUGCCGGUAAGCCUGUUUCUGCUGUCUAUAUUGUCGAAAGAAAGUACGCUGAGCAUGAGGCUUACUUCUCUAUCGUUAUGGACAGACAGAACCAGUCCACUAUGGUCAUUGCCUCUUCUGAAGGUGGUAUGUCUGUUGAGGAGGUUGCCAAAAAGAACCCUGAUGCCAUCAAGAAGUUCUCUGUUGGAAUUGAUGAAGGUAUUUCUGAUGAAUUAGCUACCAAGAUCGCUUCCGGUAUGGGUUUCACCGAUGACGCUGUCUCUAAAGCUGCUACUGCCAUUAAGACGCUUUUCCAGAUUUUCAGAGAGAAGGAUGCUACUCAAAUCGAGAUUAAUCCUUUGACUGAGACCAAAGAACAUGAUAUUGAAUGUGUUGAUGCCAAGUUUAACUUUGAUAACAGUGCUGCUUACAGACAAAAGGAAGUCUUCUCCUGGAGAGAUGAGUCCCAAGAGGACCCUGAUGAGGUUACCGCUUCUCAAUAUGGCCUUAAUUUCAUUAAAUUGAAUGGUAACAUCGGAUGUUUAGUCAACGGUGCUGGUUUGGCCAUGGCUACUAUGGAUGUUGUUAAGUUAUAUGGUGGUGCUCCAGCUAAUUUCUUAGAUGUCGGUGGUGCAUCUACUCCUGCAACCAUUGAGAAGGCCUUUGAGUUGAUUAUGACCGAGAAGAACGUCAGUGCCAUUUUCGUGAACAUUUUCGGUGGUAUCGUCAGAUGUGAUUAUGUUGCUGAUGGUUUGAUUAGUGCAACUAAGAACUUGGGCUUGAAAGUGCCUGUUGUUGCUAGAUUACGUGGUACUAACUUGGAACUUGCACAGAAGAAGAUUGCCGAGUCCGGUUUGAACAAGUUGCAUUUGUUCAGCGACUUAGACGAGGCUGCCGCUAAGGUUGUUGAGCUUGGAAAGAAGUAA
Messenger RNA from Brettanomyces nanus, 1251 nucleotides. RefSeq names its product succinate--CoA ligase beta chain (gene LSC2). The transcript has 2 exons. Gene Ontology annotation, cellular component: succinate-CoA ligase complex; mitochondrion. NCBI's taxonomy places the organism in Eukaryota, Fungi, Ascomycota, Pichiomycetes, Pichiales, Pichiaceae. Gene Ontology annotation, biological process: tricarboxylic acid cycle; succinyl-CoA metabolic process. Bases 1 to 1251 code for a protein of 416 amino acids. The record is from RefSeq and is a predicted model, not a curated record. Gene Ontology annotation, molecular function: ATP binding; succinate-CoA ligase (ADP-forming) activity; metal ion binding.